CUCUGCUGUAAAUUAAAAUUUUUUAAACCUCAUUGUUAAUACUACUUUUUUACGGUUGAUGUCACUAGCGUAUGUAAGCAUCAGGAGUGCUAGACGUCACAUGAUAAAGACGGGCGUGAGUGAUUUUUCCCUGAUUUAUACGUAAAGACGAAACUAAAAGCAACAUGAGAUACAUUUUGGGCAACGCUUUUGCGGGCACUGCUUCCGUAACUAUUAUCGUAUUAGUAUUAUAUCAUGUAUUAACUGGAAAAGGAGAACGUAUAAGUAUUGGAUGGUUUUUAGAAAAUACUUCUCCAUAUAUGUGGGCAACGCUUGGCAUUGGACUUGCAGUUGCUCUUUCUGUAGUUGGUGCUGCACUAGGAAUUCAUACAACAGGAGUUUCAAUAGUUGGAGGUGGUGUAAAAGCUCCAAGAAUCAAGACAAAAAAUUUGAUAUCUGUAAUAUUUUGUGAAGCUGUAGCUAUCUAUGGUUUGAUCACAGCAAUUGUAUUAUCUGGAAUGUUAGAUUCAUUUACUUAUGAAGAAGCUUUCAUAAAGCCAGAGAUUCGCAAUCAGAAUUGGUUAGCUGGAUAUUUAAUGUUUGGAGCUGGCCUGGCUGUUGGUCUUGUCAAUCUGUUUUGUGGUAUAGCUGUUGGGAUUGUUGGUUCUGGAGCUGCUCUUUCUGAUGCAGCCAAUUCUGCUCUUUUUGUUAAGAUUCUUAUAAUUGAAAUCUUUGGAUCUGCAAUUGGACUUUUUGGAUUAAUUGUUGGGAUUUAUAUGACAUCCAAAGUAAAGAUGGGAAAUAAAGUGUAAAUUUAGGAUAAAACAUAACACCAUAAACAACCAUAUUUUUUUUGGAAUCACACCAUUCCAUUCCAUAUUUAGUGAUUGUUGACCUAUUAACUUUCGAUUAAGGAUCUCUGUGUAUCAACCAUGUGCAUAAAUAACUAUUUUUAGUGAUAUAAAAUUAAUUGCUGUAAUACAGUCUCUUGUUUAUGGUAUUUCGAGUGCGUUAUAGCGCUCUAGUUCGAAUGCAUCUACUGUACAUAAAUAAUUUUCUUUUCCUUUUUUUUAAAAAUGAAAUGUUACAUUAAUGAAUAUGAUAUUGUAUUACAUUUACUCACAUAUAUUGCACAUAUAUGUAAAAUAUAUAUAAUGUUAUUUAUUGAUUGAAUUCACCUUACAGUACAGAAUAAAAGAAUAGUUCUUUAUUCCUUUGACAAUAAAAAAAUUCUCUGAAUUAACAUUGUAUAAAAAUUCAUGAUUAUGCAUGUGAUCAACAAUAUUAGAGAUUCUUGUAAACGUAUAACGUAUAUUCAAUAGACACAUAUGGCAGUGUCAUUUACCUUGCAGUAUCACUUGAUGAAUACUUUUAAAUGCCUCGUUCAAACAACUUACGUAUUCGGUCGCGUUACAAUUACUUUUAUAACUUGUCACAACAGCUCCCAGUCUUUCAUCUUGAAUCAUGUAUCUAAACAUCAAAUCGGUAGAUAUGGACAGAUUAUUCGACGAUUAUUCCAUACAGUAGUAAAUAGUAUACAAUGUAUUUGUAAAAAUAAUAAAGAAAAAUUGUACUUUA
Messenger RNA from Osmia lignaria (orchard mason bee), 1557 nucleotides. RefSeq names its product Vacuolar H[+] ATPase PPA1 subunit 1. Gene Ontology annotation, biological process: proton transmembrane transport. Gene Ontology annotation, molecular function: proton-transporting ATPase activity, rotational mechanism. Gene Ontology annotation, cellular component: proton-transporting V-type ATPase, V0 domain. The record is from RefSeq and is a predicted model, not a curated record. NCBI's taxonomy places the organism in Eukaryota, Metazoa, Arthropoda, Insecta, Hymenoptera, Megachilidae.